AGGAGCGUGAAGACGACUGACAGGAUGUACCAGGGCGAUAAGACACCGUAACCUCCUAUAUUCAUAACUCUUGCCGGCUGCCUACUUAGUGCACCAUUUCCUAUUCGCCCUCACUCACUGAUACGCACGCACGCCAGCUCUCGGAGACGUCCAAAACAGCCCCUGGAUCCAACGGGCGGGCGCAGCUUUGGGAUGGCGAUGCGACUCUGGUUUGCCAUCCUGCUGGGGGGCUUGUGUUUCCUGAACCUCCUCAAAGCUCAAUCUUCAUCCUCGCUGAAGUGCCUCCAGUUCCUCAAAGGCGCCAGCUGUGAGUGCAAGGCUCUGAGGUCAAAGAUCCAGGUGUUCUGCUCGUGCCUUCCUGUCAAGACACUGGACCUGAGAGACUUGAGUGAAGACCAAUCGCUCUACUUAGCCAGUUCUUUCCACCUUGGGAACUGCCGAAACACCUCAGUCAUGGUGUUUCCCGGGGCCUUCAGUUACCUGCAUAUCCUGGAGAAUGUCACUUUCAAUGACAUCAGUCGCCUAACAGUCGAGAGUAACGGCAUCUCCCUCACGUCCUUUGUUGAUGUCUUCACACUCAGGUUCUACUUGAUAAAAAAUCUUAGUCUGCGUAAGAACGCGAUCAGCAUACAUAGUGAGGGGAUGAACUUUAAGAUCCAUAAUUCCACCAUCAUGAGCCUGAUGAAGUCUGCCAUUGUAGGUAAAAUCAGAGAACUGGUGAUGGAGGAAAUGCUCUUCAAGGUGAGGCCGUGGCCGGGGUCAGUUGUGUGUCAGGGCGCAGAAGGCGCCUCAGUCACGAUGCGCUCAGUCACUGUCAAACAAGGUCUUUCAGGGCGGUGGAUCAUUGGAAAUGUGUCUCGUCUCAGCAUCGUGGACAGCAACCUCAGGCUCUUCCCAGGCGCCUUUGCAGGAGUGAACACAAACACGCACGGGAAAUCACAGUUUGGAGUUGUUCUUUCUGGGAACAAUUUCAUGAUGCCACACCUCCCAUCCCACACACUCCCUUCAGAUGGAUUCUUACUCAGUGCAAAAAGAAACUACAUUGUUUGUCGAUGCCCAAACCUUGUGUGGCUGCGUGAACCACCUAACAACUUGUUUAAGGAGGGCAUCAAGGCUUCACUGGUUUGCAGGAACGCGACUCUUGCUUCCGUUUUGGAAUCAUGUCAAGACUGAGUCAGAUGCUUUCUUUGUGUGGAAUACAUUUGAAAUCUAUCUGAACUUUCCCUGAAAUUCUCCAGCCCUUUUUUUUUUAUAGAAGACUAGAUAAAUAACAUAAGACUAUGCCUAAUGUAUCUAAAUGUACCCACACAACUGUGUUGCAGUUAAACACAGCCAUGUAUGAGACAAACUUUUGUCUGAAACUGAUUAUGUUAAUGACACUGAUGUGUUACAAUGGUUAGAACAAAAGGUAUAUAUAUAUAUAGCUGGUGUUUGAUUGAUGAAGCAGCAAGUACCAUCAUUGGGGGCUAUUGGGCAUCUUAUCAUAGGCAGAGAUGACACUGUACUAUGCAUGCCAUGAGUGUCCACUUCCCAGUGUUUGCCACAUACCAAGUAUAUGAAUCCCUCCUGGUGGCAGUUUUCUUGUUCACUGUAUCCUUCUCUGACUAUUAGUUUCUGGCACUGAAAAGAUCAAUGUCUUGAAACAGUGAAGUGGUAAAGGACAAAAUAGUACAUAAUUGCCCACACAGGGAUUAUGUAUUAUAUUAUACACAAGACCAUUAAAGACUCUCACAUACUGUCAUGCUGGGGAGGCGGUGGCUGAGUGGUCAGCGUGCUGGUGUGGCGCUCAAAAAGACACAGGUUUGCAUCCUGCCAGUCAUCAUGACAACAAGCUGGCAAUUUUCCAGUCAUUGCCCAGUGGCCUAAGACUACCCCACAUACUGUCCUGAAGACCAUCUAACAACCCAGACUCUAGAUUCUCUUGAAAGAGGAUCAAAGAUAAGCUCGGAGACCUAAUGAGGCAAGCAAGAUGGUGCCACUAUAAAUACAUCUGUGUCUCAACGGGCUGGGGCCGACCACCAGGCCCCACCAAGAAAGCCUACUGUUGCCAUUGGUCAAAAAAAAAAAAAAAAAAGUGUGUGCGUGUGUGAGUGAAUGUGUAUGUGUGUGUGUGUAAUAAUAAUAUGAUGUUUAUAUAACAUUAACUUGAAGGAAAGAUAAUUUCAAAUUCCAGACAUUUAUUAAGUGAUCUAGUAUACAUAUUAAUAUUUUGGUUCUGGCAUUCAUUAACAUAAACUGGCAGUGAUUUAUACAAACUUAAUGUUAUUAGUUGACAAACACUCCAUGCUCACCAAACAGAAAGCUAAUGUAUGCGUGUGUGUGUGUGUGUGUGUGUAUUUUUUUUCACCACGGCAUGAUCACGAGUUGGACUCGCAAUCACCAGCAAGUACCCUCCUCAUUAGAUCAAGGCUCAUUAGUCGAUCUCUGGGUACUGCCAGGACUUCACACAACACACACCCCAACCCCCUUGCUCAAGGGGGGACAGUAACCACUCCUAGUCAGCGGAAAAACCUGGCCUGAGCGGGGCUCGAACCUCUGCCUGCCAUGCCGUGAAGCCUGGCAGUGCAGCGCUUUAACUGACUGAUCUAUCAGAGUGUGUGUGUGUGUGUGUGUGUGUGUGUGUGUGUGUGUGUGUGUGUGUGUGUGUGUGUGUGUGUGUGUGUGUUGGCCUUGGCUGACCUGCUUGAGGGGUGUGAGUGAAGAAUACACACAAAAAUUAUUCUUCCAAAAGGCACUGACUAAGAACACUUCCAAGAAAAUCACAAAAGCAGAAGAGAUUCAUUAAGGGGAGUGGACAGGGCAGGUGUGGGUGUGGGUAUGUUGGUGAGCACUGGACUGCCUGGGUUCACUAACAGGAUGUAAAGGUGCUGAUGACUAUGUUUGGGAUAAGCCCACCCCUCAUCUGGGUGUGGGCAUGUGAUAUAGACUGCAGUUCUAGGUGUGGGUGUGUUGGUGCUCACUGGAGUGUGGGUUGAUUGCAGUGUUGGGUUAUUGGCGGCAAUAUCUGUGGUAAGCUGGGUAGCUCAUGUUGGCAGGCAGCAAUUGUCUGUGUGAGGGAAGAUGCUUGAUGACCUGUGUUCUGUAACUGGGUGUUGGUGGCAAGGUCUUGGUGUGGCAGGCAGCAGGUGGGUGUGUGGGUAGGUGAAUACUUGAUGGUCCAAACUCACUAAAUGGAUGUAGAGGUGUUGAUAGCAGUUUCAGGGUGUUGAUGGCUAUGUCUAAGGUAAGCUAACUUGCUGGGAUACACAGGGACUGUAAACCUUGGCCAAGUCUUCUGGUCUGUGAUAUGCGACACUGAGACUACCUAAUAUUAUCAUUAGUUUAAAAAGUAAUACCUAGGAUUAUUUGUGUCUAUGUGAUUAUACACUUUUAAAGCUGAUUUGCCUAAAACUAAUCACAGUAAGAUAAAUGUACGUACGCACGACUGAUUAAUAAAAGCAGUAAAAUGUUUUAAUCUGCAAAAAAUCAUGGCAUAUAUAAAGUAGUAUAAUGUGGUUUCAACCCUGAACGUGAGACAGUGACUAUUAAUUGUGGUUGGGGUAUUUUGUACAUGCUGAAGUAAUACAUGGUAAUGGGCAGAAUCAAACAUAAAUGAAGCUGGUCAUAUUGGGUUUGUUCAUGAAUUUGUACACAUUCUUUCACCAAUCAGUGCUCAUAUCACUAAAAAUACUUCUCUAGAAAUUUGAGUUGAGGAAUGAAAAUGAAGUGCAUAUUGCCAAAUUAACAAUUGAUAGGUAUUUUUUAGACACUAGACAAUUUUCAUACCCCAAGCCAAUUCUUUCAGAGUAACUUUUUUUCCUGGUAUGUGCACUCUGGAAUGGUGCAAACACAUUGGUGAACAUACUGGUGUUUGGAAAGUAAGUCAAUAUCCGAUCUCUGACCAAACACCAUUGACUUUGUUACCACUGGGUUGAGUGAGGCUCCCAAUACAUGGCUGAGGUCUGUGACCAAUCCAUGCAUCACAGCACCUCCGAGAACAGCAGGGGUGCAGGACAGAUGGACCCUAAACUAGGAGACGAGAGACUUAAGGCACGGCCGCAAGCCACCGCAAGUAUGAGGGCGGACUGUAUUUCCCACCACUCGAGAAUCAAUGGGCCAAGUGAGGCGGCGGCAUGGAAGAGAUACUUUUGCGUUAUUACAAAGACUGAGAUGUUUGAGGGAAUGUUCACCCAUUUCUGAGCACAAUUCCAAUUUGUAUUCACAUCAGGAAAUCUAACACUUGAAACUGAGCUGAGGUAAAAUAAUUAGUCAGAGUAAAAUGGAUGACAUUCUUAAUUUUGACAACUUUGUUUUUUUGCCUCAGCCAAAUUUUUCAGGGUAGUUUUUCCCUUGAGUCUGUACUGAUUGGAUUGAUGAGUAAAAAUAGGCAAACAUACCCUAAUAGAAAAAGACAUCAUACACUGGAGCCCCAUUUGCUUCUAUUUAUGUGUAGCUGACAAUGGCACACUUGCAAACAGACCUGAUUGGGUGAGUCACUGUCGUUACAAUGAGUGACAUUGGUUCCAUUGAGCACAACCUUGAUCACAUUCCGGACAAUCACAAAAGCAGGGACCACAUUACAACAUUCUGCUGCAUUAGUAUAAUUAGCAAAAGUUAAUCUAUGUACACAUUAUAAGCUCCCUUGUCACUACGGUGUCUACACUGUGGGCUCUACCGUACUGUGAGGUCUGUUCCUAGGUGUGCUUUUCAGUAAAAAUUAGUUUUAGAUUUAAUUUACAAGAAUAUUGUGCAGCAAGUACUUCUAAACGUUUGGGAGCUAAAAGGUUUGGAACACAAGACCAUGACUUACAAAUUUCUAAGGGCUUAAAAGCUUCAGAGUUUGAAAAAGUUUGAUGAAAAACCUAGUUAUCAUUCUACCAGACAGAGUUGGGAAAAGAACAAUGGAGCUAAAAAUUCUGUACACUUUAAGACAUGCUCUAGUUAUGUGGCAUUCUAUAUGAAGCUGAAAAGUUCAAGGAAGAAACAAUUUAAUAAAAAAUGUAAUGCAAGAUGAUAAAAUUCCUCAACUCUGCUCACCCAAAUCCAUGGCUUCCUACCACAUCAGUAAAUACAUAGAUUUCAGGAAUAUUCAGCCAUUAAAUAAAAGAAUCUGUCUUGCUAUGGAAGCCACUAAAACAACAUUCUUUCAAGUAGUAGGUGAAUGCCACAAUACAGAGUUGAUCACAUUAUUUGAUUGGUCGCAUCACCUCUUAUGAAGUGGUGGCUCAGCUGGUGGGUUAUCUGUUGCUUACAAAUAUCAGGCAUAUAUUAAUCAUGGAUUUCCUUCCUUUAGAAACAAUGAAGUACAGAUUGAACAUUGCACUGCCACAUCAGUAUAUGUAAGGGGGACACCAGGGGCACCCUGAUGGUCACUCAGACAUGUAUCAGUAAUCAAUUACUUCAGGGAAGUCUGAAAUGGCUACUGCUCAUAUUAAUAUACCACGAACCUUGUGCAUAAUUUCUCUGAUGAACAUUCACCCUUGUCAUUCCUGCAUGUGAGAAUCAUGCAUAGUUAAAUUGCUAUGAAUAACAAGAGUACAACACAGGUGACUUCCAUCACAACAAGGGCAUUUGCUGUGUUGCUUUAUCCUCAAGGACAACUUGAAUAUAUUGUGAGGUUGUCUUGAAGCAUGUUUAGCUAUAUUUUUAAUCAGUAAACACUGUUAUGUCACAUUCUUGGGGUUAAUGGUAAGGUAUAGUAUGUCAUACAUUCCUUUAAUCUUUCCUGAAUUAUCAUGUAAAAAUAGCACCACAAUUCAUCACUUGCAAUGAAAGUAAGCAAAUCACUGCAAAUGCAAUAAGGCAUCCAGUUGGAUAGAUAAAGAAUAGGUACGGGUGAAACACAGCAUUAGUGUAUAGGUGCAUGCUCCACACUAAGACCUAGUAUAUACUGCCAUGCUAUGUGCAAUGUGACUUUGACUUGGUUAUGUGGGAGGUUGCUCUAAAUGCAGUCGACUAAACCUAAAGCAAUGUUUUCCAUAGAUGCGCAGAAAAGAGGCUUAAAUUAGAAUACUGGUUGAAAUGCAUCAAGGUGAAUCCACCUCUUUUGUGUUUUAUAUUCUAAUAUGGCAUCCCGGUUGCAGCCGUCUGUCACUGCAUCAUCUAUGGAAGCAGCAGUACAUUACAUAUGACUAUGGUAUUGAAAUAAAAGUCGAGAAGUACUAUUAUAUUACAAGUUGCAUAGAUAACGUGUGAUGUUCUCAUUUUUCAUUAAAGUAACGUAAGGCGACUAAGACAAGACCAAACUCAAGGAGGCUAUGCUACACUGCCACCCUCCCUAGACCCCAACAUGGGACUGCCGAGGAUGGGGCACAUCAGCAUGCCAGUUGCACAUCAAAGUGAAAACUUGUUUUCAAUAAACAAUUCUAAUAAUAAAGGAAUGCCAAUGUUAAGGGUUCUAUCAUCAAUCGAACAAAAAUUAAUAGAUCAAAUUAAAUUUUUAAUACUGUGUAUUUAGAUUUUGACAAUUUGUAAACUAAGACAAUGUUUUACUGCAUGUUCUAUAUUGUAAGACUUUCUUAGUAUGUAAACCCUAAAUCAUUUUUUUAAUAGAGGACUUUAUGAUGCCGAAUAUAAUACUAUCAGUAAAGUAGAACACUUCUACAUGUUACGAGGUACUAUUCUUUAUGUGUGCCUGGCAUGCUGCAUGUGUCCUUUUCUCUUUCCAUUCCGUCAUCUCAGAAGAUAUGAAUUUUAAGCAAGGAUGCAAGUUUAACAAGACUGGGCAAAACUUUGGCUUCUGUUCCCCAUCCCAUAUCCUGUCUAGUGAUGGCAUUAUUAGUGAUUAAGAUAAAUAUGAAUCUCUUUCUCACACAUGUAUGCUCAUAUUAUCUCUCUCUCUCUUACACACACACACACACACACACACACACACACACACACACACACACACAAACAUACACACA
Molecule: messenger RNA, 6884 nt
Organism: Eriocheir sinensis (Chinese mitten crab)
Lineage: Eukaryota; Metazoa; Arthropoda; Malacostraca; Decapoda; Varunidae
Exons: 3
Coding region: 193-1173 (326 amino acids)
Source: RefSeq, a predicted model, not a curated record